GCGCCAAGAAAAGUGUGGGCAUACCGUAUAGACUGAGAUGUCCUGGGCAGGUGGAACCGGGGCUUCUGGUUCUACGUUCAAACUCCGACCGAUUCAUGUUGCAUACAAGCAACACCGAGGGUCAUAAGAACCCUUUUAGACGCACUAUUGUGAAGAGACCAAGGCAUAGCGAACCUGUACAAAAGACAAACGGUAGCGGCGGAUCAUGGGGCCGCGGCGGCAGGGGUCGUGGGGGCCGAGGUCGCGGGGGCGGCGGCGCGGCGAGCCUGCUUGCCGGUUCCGGUGGCGCCGCCCCCGCGCUCCAGGCCAGCCAGUAUCCGCCGGGCUUGCAGGCCGUGGGGCCCGGUCUGCGCGAGGUCGUCAACAUCCUCGGGCAGCGCAAUCAGGCCGGCACGCUGACGGGCAUCGGCCCGCCAGCCGGUGCCUCCGACAACGAGGCUACCGAUGAGGAGGAGGAGGCGGCGCGCAAGGGACCCCCCAAACCGCUCUACAGGAGGCUCAUCAACUACGUCCGACAAGCCUGGACCGGCGUCAAGUUCGCUCUUGCUGAUAUGAUGUGCGACAUAGAUUCGGAGUACGAGGAGGAGCAGACGCCGCGCUACAGGCCGGACUCGCUGGCCAGCCUGUGUCGGGCGACGCGAUUCACCGAGGCCGAGAUGAAGCGCAUCUACCGGGGCUUCAAGGCCCAGUGUCCCACGGGCGUCGUGCGCGAGGAGACCUUCAAGAUCAUCUACUCGCAGUUCUUCCCCCAGGGAGCCAACACCAGCCAGUAUGCCCACUACGUCUUCAACACUCUGGACCACGACCACAGCGGUAUUCUCAGUUUCGAGGAUUUCGUCGUGGGCCUGAGCAUCCUGUCGCGCGGCUCGAUGGACGAGAAGCUGCGCUGGACGUUUUCCCUGUACGACAUCAACGGCGACGGCUGCAUAACGCGCGAGGAAAUGACCGACAUCGUUACCGCCGUUUACGAGCUCAUGGGCAAAUUCGCCGAUCCAAAUCUCAGCCAUAACCACGAAGGCGUCAGGCAGAAGGUCGACCGGAUGUUCCAGAAAAUGGACGGCAACAAGGACGGUGUGGUGACGCUCUCCGAAUUCAUGGAGGCCUGCAACAACGACCCGGAGAUAACCGAGGGCAUCGCGGCUUUGGACACGGCCUUCUGACACGCGGCGCGCCCCCUUUACUCGCCAUGGACCUGAGCUGCCCUAAGCAGUCGCUCACUUCGAUAUUAUCUGCCAGAAUCGUCUCUGAAGCACUACCACCACACCACCAGCACCACCACCGCAUCAGCAGCAGCACAACCCGGCGAUCGAAAGUCGCCGGAGGCGCGCGUCUAGUCGCGAAGCAAUGAGAGCUGCUCUCUCUUUUGUCUAAGAAAAUUAAGAAAACACUGCGAAAAUUGCAAGGAAAAGCUGUUUGUACUCUAUAGUCUAUGUCCGAAAGGGGGGUGAGUUGUUUGUAUAGUCCCCUCGCGAUCGUUUGAUGAAUACGAGGUAUAUUGUAAUAGAGGAAAGGAAGUUUAGAGGGGGAGCGUAACGGUGCCAAAUAAUCCACGUGUUGACCUUAGCUUGUAGCCGCACGUUUGUUAACUGUUAAGCUGCAGAGACGAGAGAGAGAAAGAGAGAGAGAGAGUUGAGUCGGGAAGGAAAAAUAUUUAAAGAGAAACGGAUGUGAUUUUAUUACUUAGAUACGAGGUAUUUCACGGUUUCGUAUAAAAAAAGUUACGUUCGUGCAGUAUCGUUUUAUCCUAUAUACGCGAUUUCGGCGCAGUUUCCGAUUAGUUGAGCUUGUAUUUGAUUCGAUCGGCAAAAGCUAGGGUUUCGAUAUGAAAAAUUCACUGCUCAAGCCGUAUAAUUUUAACGAAAAAUCGUAUCUAUAUAAAUUAAAGAGAAAUGAAGCUACUACAAUACAAAGUCUAUGAUAAAUAUCAAAGUAUUAAAAAUAAAAAAAAAUAGAAUAAAAUAAAAAUGAUAAACAGGGAAGGUUACAGAGUUGCGUAACGAGUAAACACAGAUAAAUAGAAAAAUAACCGAAUAACAAAGUGUAUAUUUAAACGAACAAACGUGCGCGCGUGAUCGCGUUCAGGGUGAAUAUAUAAAAUAUAUAUUACGAAGAAGUGUCCAGAGCAUAAGUAUAUGUAGAUACAGGUACGAGGGAGUCGUCGUUGUUUUUUUAUCGAAUUUUUUUUUCGUUGUGAACGGAGUGCGUAGUGGCGAGCCUGCGAAAAAUCAUUGUUUAUUGAUAGAAUUUAAGAGGCGGUACACGAGCCCAUGUACGCCACGCAUAUAUUAUAUAUUGUAUACCUACGUAAGUUAUGCAUAAGGGGAUGUGGGGUUUUAUUUUUAUGACGAGAUAUUUAACUUAAAGAGGAAUAUCGAGUUUAUAUAUAGAGAUAUUGAACAAUCGGGCUGUUAAGAAACGAGGAAGAUGUGCUACGUGUGCGUCGUUUGCAAUUAGUUUUUCAAUUUGUUUUCUAUAACAACGGCAUGAAUAACUAACUCACGUCCGUUCAAAGUCGUGCAAGUGCGACGCUUGUAAUAACAUUAUAUAUUAUCUUCUGAUAUAGUUAAACGGAAAUAUGUGAUAAAUUUCGUUUAAUUAUAAUAUAUUGACGAUAGUAUUUAAGUGAUAAACAUGUUUUUAUAUAACGUAGUGGAACAUACGAAGGUCAGUUGUUAUAUUUCUAUCUGAUAAAACUAUAUAGUUAUAAUAAAUUUACGUAUUAUAUAUAGUUACGUGCAUAAAGCAUGUACGAUACAUAAAAUUUAACUAGACGUUACAUUUUUCUCGGAAAGUAUUCGCUUUGUAAGAUAGAGAACAUUAUUGAUUCUAUGAAAAACGACGAACGCGCGCACAGCGCAAUCAAUGAUGGAAUUUCAGAGAAGACGCGCAUAUAAUCAUUUUUAACAUCACUGCCUAAGUUUUCGGAAAUGAAUAUAAAAGAGCGGCUGCAUGUAUCGUAAAAGUAUCUUUCUUUCGGCAACUGCAUUUUAAAACGAUGAUUGAAUAAACCGACUAAACGAGACGUCCGUAACACAGCAACGUAAAAUUUAAAUUCGAAUCGUGCAAUCGAAAGAUAUAUGUCAAAUUUAAAAAAAGAAUUCAUUGAGAGAAGGAAAACGUGGGAGAGAAACGAAGUCUUCGAUUAUUAGCAGCGCCUGUAUUGUUUAUAGCACGUAAGCAUUAUAAAUUAAUUAUCAUUAUAAUUAUUAUUAUAUUACGAAGAUGAAAAUGAGAUAAUGCACAUCGAAUGUGCACGUCUCAUGUGAACUCUAUCACUACCGUAUGUCUUUGACGUUAAUCGUAAAUGUAUAAAAAAUAUCAUAUACACUGGAGCUAAUUAAAAAAAAAGUAUCCACGAGUAUUGAGAACAAUUUAAACGAGGAUUCCGCGAUCGAAGCGCGAAAUCGAACGAAUAUAAAAAAUACCUAUACUAUCUCAUAAAAUUGUAGAUUCGACUAUGUCUAAGGCGAGUGAACGAGCUGUGUUGUUUAUCUUCUUGAUAUCUCUUGGUAAAAAAGAGAGACAGAGAAGCACACUCUUCCAUCUCUUGCCCGAGCGUAUAAAAGUUUAUAUCUGUCGUGUAGUAAAACUCUGUGCAGUGUGUAAUAUCUUUGAAUUAUAAAAGAGCUACGCGAGUUACCUCCAGUACAUAGGCAUUUGAAACUAUAGAAAUAUGUGUUUUUGAAAAAUAACCAGCUGCAAAAGAUUAGAAGGGUUCGCGAAUUCAUCAUCUGUAUAUUUUCUAACAACGAGACCGAAAAACAAUAAUUUAUUCUGAUUCGAGUAAACUUCUUCUUUGUACUAGCUAUAAGUCUAUUCUCUACGCGAUUUAAAAAUCCAAUGGCUACAGGUAAUAUUAUAUUGGUUAUAUUAAGCUACUUCUAGAAUUCAAUUUAUACGAAGAAUCGGAAUAAACUACAAAAUAUAUAACGAUCAGCUUGAUAAUGAAAUAUACUAAAGAACUAAUACGAAUUCAUUAAAUUAGGAUAAAAAGUUCUUUGAUUUAAACAUAUGUUCGCUCUGUUUUUCCUCGUUCUAUUCGAAAAUGCUUCAUUACCUAAUGUAUACAUAAAAGUAUUUUUGCAAAGAAAUCCGAAGCACCUAUUUUCCCAUUUCCGCGGCGCAAUUACUGAUGAGGGCAAACCUUCUAUACUAUACUCUUCGUAGCUAAAACCAAUAAGAACACGUGCAGAGAAAUUGAGCGUAGGAAUGAUAUCUAUAUACCUUCUCUACUACUCUACGUCUAUCUAACUUAUAUGCGCAUAAUGAAAAUUGUUCUAGGGCGCGACUAUAACUUCUAUUAUAUUUAUAUAUCUGUCGCGGCAGAUCUACGAAUACUCUAUUCAAAAGUCUACAAUUCCUCUCCUCGAUAUAGAUAGCAACACACACACGCGCGCGUUAGGGCUCGAACACAUACACAUGCGAAUAAUGGCGACGGCUUACGACUCGAAGCUGCGCGCACGUCCGGUCUGCGAAUUGCGAGAGAAAGAGCUGGGAAAUCGUACAAAUGCAAGGUACAGGAUCGAGAAUGUGGCAAAGGCUAGAGUGGAAUCGAGCUGUCAUGCAUACUUUUCUUUCUACUCCUACACGUAGAAAUAUUUUUCUCUCAUGUUUCAGUAAAAAUGUCGAAUUUUAAGGAGCUUUGCAGAGCUUUGACAGUUUAAUUCCACGAGUUUUCACCUUGUCAGCAAUGCUGCGAUGAACUCGUAUCAGUGCCGAUUUUUUCUCAAUAUCGCGAAGGUAUUUUUCUAUAUCGAAAUCGAAAUUUAAAUACGAAUAGAGAAACUAUUUUCGUUAUUAUGCAUACAGCCCAUGUAAUGGUGAGCAGAAAAUAUAAAAGUAUUAUACUUUCUGAUAUAUAACUGGUUUUUCCAUGUACAAAUUGAAUAAAAGUAUAAAUUAUUGAGAAAAAGUCGAAAGAAUAAAAUGAAGAUAUAUUUUGAAAUCGUGAAAAAAAAUAUGGCUCCGUCGUGCAACCUGUAACAAUAAGGAUCUGAGAAAGCAAACAACGUGAAGGUAUUUCGAAGUCGACGUUUACACUUGUAAACCCAAUAUGACAAUUAUAGCAAGGGAUCAUGCGAGCGAAGAUAACGAAUUAAAACAAUCUCUUUUUUUAACUCGCGCACGUACGAAACAAAAAUAAACCGACGACAAUGGAAUCCGACAAAUACAAUGGUGAAAAGCUGAAAAUACAAAUAUGAUCGGGCUGUGUAUGCAAUGGCUGACGAUGGUCCAAUCAUAGACUUUAUGAGAGUAUAUAUAGCAUAAGAAAAAAAAAUAUAAAUAAAGUUAAUCCGUAUAAGAGAAAAUAUAUAUAGAGAGAGAUGAAAAAAAAAAGAUUAGCCUAAUCGUAUGUUAUGUGCACGCUGGAAUAAACGCCUGGAAUUUAUUUAUGAAAGAGCGCGAGCAUAUUUAACAAAGCAGGUGACUGUAUAAUAGUACAUAUGCCUAUACGCAUUAUAUGGUGCGAGUAGAUCUUGAACAUAUUAUAUAUGCCGGUAAUUUAUUUUGCGUUAGAGCUCGCCAUACUGUCGCGUCGAAUCGAGUUUUCCUAUACUUAUGCUUCGACUAUUUAGCGAAUGCAGAUAAAUCAGCCGCUGCUCCCAUUUUGACGAACUUCUUUAUUCGAAGAUUAGAAUUGUAAUAACUGUAUUGUAAAUAUCGCACGUAACACAGCAUCGAUUUGAAAGGGAAAAACUAUGUUCGACGGGAUUUAGCGACUUCGAAAAAGUGUUAUUAUUAUAGUAUAAUUACAGCCCUUGUAGAAGGUGUAACCAGGACACGUGCAUGGCAGGGUUCGGAUUGUACAUAAAUUCUCAGGCGCGUCACGACGGACACAAAUUUAUCAAUUCGCAGAGGUAUAUAUGAAAAAAAAAAUUAUAAUUUUUAUGCGACGUUAAAGAUUGGCAGAGAAUGACUUUAAGAUAUUGUCGAAGAGAUAAAAUAUAAAAUUGUACGAGAUAGAAGAGAGUUAACAGAAGCACGAUUGCAGAUCUGGAAAUAAAUAAAAGAGUAAAAUAUACAUCUAUACGUGGCGAUAUAUUUUCGGUGUAAAUCUAUCGUAUAUGUAUAUGUCCAUGAUAAAGCUGCGUGUCUUAUAGCUUUAAAGAGAGAGAGAGGCUCGCCUAUACGGCUUCGUGAAAGCGAAUCUCACACACAGAUAUGAAUUCUACGAACAGCUGUAUGGAUUUAUGAUAUCGAGUUGUGCUAUGGAUAUGAUUAUUGGCAAAUUUUCGCAAGUAUCAACAAACAAAUUUUAAUUUCCAUCGGCAAAAAGUGAAUGGUUACUUUCAUAGGUCGCAACGCGCGAGCGCGUACGAAGUAAUCGUUUGGAUGUUGGUUGUUAAAUGUUAGGCUAAUUAAGGCGACGGCUAACGAAUUAACGCAAAAUGUGUAUAAUAAAACACCGGCAAGAAAGCCGAUGAACGUCGGAUGAGCAAAAAUUCAUCCCUUGACGUUUUCUGGCGACAUCGCGUCGAUCAUUACGUGUAUAAUCAGAACGAUGCAGGAUUAUAUAUUAUGAGAGCAAGGUUCCACCGAAGAAGUAUUUAUAGAUGUAUUUUCGAGAAGUACUGAGUUUGUCAUCAUACGAAGCAAAUUUUAGGUCGAAGAGAACGAGAGGUAGCGGUUAUAAUCGGAAAUUUUUUGCAAAAUUCAAAGGAUGAUUUUCAUUCUUUUCGAAAUUCUCGUUAUUAAAGACGUUUAUAAACUUACAAGCUUUUAUAUGUAUUAUAUAUAUAUGAUCAGUAUCUCGCUAACGGCUAAAUUGACAAACGUUGAAAGAUAUUUCUUUUUUUGCAAAAUUUUCGGUAAUGCAUACUUCGAGCAGAGAGAACAAUUAAUGAUCGACGAAGCGAAUUAGCUAAGCGCAGAGAACGGAGGAACAAAGACCGUAACAAUAAUUAAGAAAACAUGUUAAAUAGCCAUAAACUGUGCUGUUAAAUGUCAAGGAUUUAUAAAAAAAAAGUACAUAUAGAAUCAGACGUAUAUUGUACUUUGGAAAGUGGCUCAAGAUAAAAAAUACCAGCGUCGAUGUAUAAUGUAAUAAAAAAAAGAUACUCCCACGUAUGCAAAAGUAUGAGCAGACACAUCCCUUUAUAAUUUGGCUGGAGCAGCGAGAAAACGAAAUAACAAAUUCGACUGGUGGCGCAGAGCCUCGUGCACUGCCCGUCGCUUUAUCCGCAAGGAACGAAAACGCGAACACAACAGGAAAAUUAAAACGCUGCGUAAUAAUCUUUCUUCGCUUCAGAGAGUUGCUUCAACCAAGUCUGAUCUCGCCACUGCCUCGAAGAUUGUGAGGGACUUUGGCGCGUGAGGGUAACGAGAAUUAAAAAAAAUAAAUAACAAACACAUACACUACCAUAUCAGCUUGUAGCUACUUGCGAAAUGAACUUUAAGUUGAGCGUGUAACGAUUACUUUAUAUAGAUUUGCGCACAGAUGAAAGGACGCCGUUAUUCUUUUUGAUCCCCAUUUUACUAUCGCCGCGUACUUGACAUUAACAUAUUCACGUAGCAUAAGCGAACAGUUUUUUUACGCAAAUGGAUUUAGUUUGGUACCUUAGAACGAAUUUUGAAAACCGCCACGUUAUUUUCUCUGCGCGCAAAUCGGACUGGUAACGAACCAGUUUUAUUGUUGCAUACAUAAGCAUUAGAUAAUAUGCACUUUUAUUGUCAUCAAGGCGUUGCGGAGUCGAUAUACAUAAUUAUAGUUUACGCCAGAGCCUAUAGUUAACUAUUGGUUUCCAUUGUAAUUAUUAAUUAAAACGAAUGAAUUAAUUAAAUUGUAUUAUAAAUGGGAGUAUGUAACUAUUUUAUAAAAAUAAAUAGAUAACUCAUGUU
Molecule: messenger RNA, 7839 nt
Organism: Nasonia vitripennis (jewel wasp)
Lineage: Eukaryota; Metazoa; Arthropoda; Insecta; Hymenoptera; Pteromalidae
Product: Kv channel-interacting protein 4
Exons: 9
Coding region: 96-1160 (354 amino acids)
Molecular function (GO): calcium ion binding
Source: RefSeq, a predicted model, not a curated record